Messenger RNA from Loxodonta africana (African savanna elephant), 8366 nucleotides. RefSeq names its product dachshund family transcription factor 1 (gene DACH1). The transcript is spliced from 12 exons. Gene Ontology annotation, cellular component: transcription regulator complex; nucleus. The coding region runs from base 455 to 2725 and encodes 756 amino acids. NCBI's taxonomy places the organism in Eukaryota, Metazoa, Chordata, Mammalia, Proboscidea, Elephantidae. The record is from RefSeq and is a predicted model, not a curated record. Gene Ontology annotation, molecular function: DNA-binding transcription factor activity, RNA polymerase II-specific; RNA polymerase II cis-regulatory region sequence-specific DNA binding. Gene Ontology annotation, biological process: regulation of transcription by RNA polymerase II.
UUCUCUCUGUCAUUCCCCUCUCAAUCUUUGAUCAAUGUACUUGCCAGGGAGAACCCAAGUCCUUCAAACCUCCUCCUUUUCACCUUCAUCCUUAACUUUGUACUAGAGCGGGACCCACACAACAACAGCCGACCCUCCCUGCCCCUGACCCUCCCCCCCAAAGCAGCCCCCGUUCCCAGCCCCCGGAGAGGACUCGCAUUUCGACUUGCGGGACACUUUUGUGCGUUUCUCUCCAGAGUGCCUCUCGCGCUCGCCCCUCCUGCGCUCGCUCUUUCUUACCCUCAUCUCUUUUUUCCCCCCUUCUCUCCCCUUUCUCCUCCUCGUUUUCUCCUAGAGUUGUUGUUGUUGGUGUUGCCGCCCCUAGCUCCUUCUCCUCUUUUUUACCCUUCCCCUCCCCGGGGUGUGUGGCAACUUUUCCCCUCGCUUCUCCUUCUGUUUCCCCUUAUAUGUGACCAUGGCAGUGCCGGCGGCUUUGAUCCCUCCGACCCAGCUGGUCCCCCCUCAACCCCCGAUCUCCACGUCUGCUUCCUCCUCCGGCACCACCACCUCCACCUCCUCGGCGACCUCGUCUCCUGCUCCGUCCAUCGGGCCCCCGGCGGCCUCAGGGCCAACUCUGUUCCGGCCAGAGCCCAUAGCGGCGGCGGCGGCGGCCACAGUCACCUCCAUCGGCGGCGGCGGCGGCGGCAGCGGAGGCGGCGGCGGCAGCAGCGGCAACGGAGGCGGCGGUGGCGGCGGCGGCGGCGGCGGCGGCGGCAGCAACUGCAACCCCAGCCUGGCGGCCGCAAGCACCGGCGGCAGCGGUGGCGGCAGCAUUAGCGCUGGCGGCGGCGGCGCCUCCAGCACCCCCAUCAACGCGAGCACCGGGAGCAGCAGCAGCAGCAGCAGCAGCAGCAGCAGCAGCAGCAGCAGCAGUAGCAGCAGCAGUAGCAGCAGCUGCGGCCCCCUCCCCGGGAAACCCGUGUACUCAACCCCGUCCCCAGUGGAAAACACCCCCCAGAAUAAUGAGUGCAAAAUGGUGGAUCUGAGGGGGGCCAAAGUGGCUUCCUUCACGGUGGAGGGCUGCGAGCUGAUCUGCCUGCCCCAGGCUUUCGACCUGUUCCUGAAGCACUUGGUAGGGGGCUUGCACACGGUCUACACCAAGCUGAAGCGUCUGGAGAUCACACCGGUGGUGUGCAAUGUGGAACAGGUUCGCAUCCUGAGGGGACUGGGCGCCAUCCAGCCCGGAGUGAACCGCUGCAAACUCAUCUCCAGGAAGGACUUCGAGACCCUCUACAAUGACUGCACCAACGCAAGUUCUAGACCUGGAAGACCUCCUAAGAGGACUCAAAGUGUCACCUCCCCUGAGAACUCUCAUAUCAUGCCACAUUCUGUUCCCGGCCUCAUGUCUCCUGGAAUAAUCCCUCCAACAGGUCUGACAGCGGCAGCUGCCGCAGCUGCCGCUGCUACCAACGCUGCCAUUGCCGAAGCAAUGAAGGUGAAAAAAAUCAAGUUAGAAGCUAUGAGCAACUAUCAUGCUAGUAGUAACCAACAUGGAGCAGAUUCUGAAAAUGGUGACAUGAAUUCAAGUGUUGGCAGCAGUGAUGGUUCUUGGGAUAAGGAAACAGUGUACUACUCUCUCCCCACCCAGGGAUUGCAGGCUUCUCUCACCCACCCCUGUAUGCCUGGAGACCAUAGCCUUCUAGUUAGUCAACCUCUCAACCGUCUUCAGCAGAACCACCGUCUGCCAAAUGGACUGGAACUUCCUUUUAUGAUGAUGCCCCACCCUCUGAUUCCUGUCAGCCUACCUCCAGCGUCUGUUACCAUGGCAAUGAGCCAGAUGAACCACCUCAGCACCAUUGCAAAUAUGGCGGCCGCAGCCCAAGUUCAGAGUCCUCCAUCCAGAGUUGAAACGUCUGUUAUUAAGGAGCGAGUUCCCGACAGCCCGUCCCCUGCCCCCUCUCUGGAGGAGGGCCGCAGGCCUGGCAGUCACCCAUCCUCGCAUCGCAGCAGCAGCGUGUCCAGCUCCCCUGCACGGACCGAGAGCUCUUCUGACAGAAUCCCUGUCCAUCAGAAUGGGUUGUCUAUGAACCAGAUGCUGAUGGGUUUAUCACCUAAUGUACUCCCUGGCCCCAAAGAGGGAGACCUGGCUGGUCAUGACAUGGGACAUGAGUCAAAAAGGAUGCAUAUUGAAAAAGAUGAGACCCCGCUUUCCACACCAACAGCAAGAGACAGCCUUGACAAACUUUCUCUAACUGGGCAUGGACAACCACUACCUCCAGGUUUUCCAUCUCCUUUUCUGUUUCCUGAUGGAUUGUCUUCCAUAGAGACCCUUCUGACUAACAUACAGGGGCUCUUGAAAGUUGCCAUAGAUAAUGCCAGAGCUCAAGAAAAACAGGUCCAACUGGAAAAAACAGAGCUGAAGAUGGAUUUUUUAAGGGAAAGAGAGCUAAGGGAAACACUUGAAAAGCAGUUGGCCAUGGAACAAAAGAAUAGAGCCAUAGUUCAAAAGAGGCUAAAGAAGGAGAAGAAGGCCAAGAGAAAAUUGCAGGAAGCCCUUGAAUUUGAGACAAAACGACGUGAGCAAGCAGAGCAAACACUAAAACAGGCAGCUUCAACAGAUAGUCUCAGGGUCUUAAAUGACUCUCUGACCCCAGAGAUAGAAGCUGACCGCAGUGGCGGCAGAACAGAUGCUGAAAGGACAAUACAAGAUGGAAGACUGUAUUUGAAAACUACUGUCAUGUACUGAAUCUUUCCUGGCGAAGAAAUUCAUGUUACGGUAAAGACCUUUGCAGUUAGACAUUCGUCAGUGGAAAAUUUGGAAAAAAUAAAGUCCUUUUAAGGGAACUUCCUCAAUUUUGUGUAUUGAUGUUCUUCAACAGUUUAAGUAUUCUACAAAAAAAAAAAAAAGUUUUCUCCAUUGAUUUUCACCUGUGGUUCAUGCCAGAGACCUGAGAAUGUUUGUAAAUGUACAAGUAUCAAACUUCCUACAGUUAAUAACUGCAACUUUGCUGCUGGACACUUGCAUAUAGAGUUAAAGGCAGGUCUGAGUAAGACCUAGCUUUGCUUUUUAAUGGAAUGAACCAUUUUCCUCUCCUGAAAAUUCUGUACCUGAGCACAUCAACAGACUCUUGUAGCACUGGUCACCCAGACUUACAGAAUUAUGUCCUCCAGAAACCAGCAAGAACACUUGGAAAUGAGCUUGUAGGGGGCAUAGAGGAUUCCUGGGGGAAAAAAAAAAUCAAUAAAAUAAAGAGUAAUAUUCUGUUACAUUCAACUAUAAACUCUCUAUUGUGGGUUUUCUCCUGAAGAUUUUCUUUCCACAUGCUUUCCAAAAGGCCAACAAAUGGAUGUUGACAACAACCCGAUGAAAUAACAUUUUGCAUAUCUAACAAGAAGCACUGAAUUAAGCCAAAAGGUUUCACUUAAGGUCUUCUUUCUUAAAAAUAAUUAAAGAAAAAAAAAAAAAAACUAUAUAUAAAUAUAACAUGUUUUCAUUCCAAACUGGUAGUGGUAUAUAGAAUCAAAAUAUAUAAUGUUGCUUCUUAUUCAAGCUGUUGGUCACAUGUACAGUAUAUAAACAUAAAACACACAAGGAAGGUAUUAUGUAUGCAGUAGUAUACUAGAGUUUAGGAAAAUGAAAAUUUUAGGAACUAUGUUUUGUCACCCUGUUGGUCAGAAAGACGCCUUUCUGGUUUUAACGCAUGCAGGCAUGUAAAUAUUUGUCUGGAGUCACAGUAUUGAUGAAUGAGACCUUAAGCAUCUGGUGACGUCAGAACUCGCUGUCAGCCACUUUUAUUUGUAUAUUGAACCCUAGUUAGUGCCCCAAACUGCACUAUUGAGAAUGGAUCGUGGCUGAUCAGUAAAUCAAAACACCAGAAAUAUUUUUAUAUGUUAAUGUCAUAUUAUGUUAAUGUUGCUGAAAAACAAAACCUAACAAACCCUUGAUGUAUCAGUCUAAUACCAUGUAGCGCUGAGUGAUAAAGUUAAGAUGUGUUGUGCUUCCCACUCUAGUCAGAGGGAAGGGUGGCUACGUGUUAUUUUCACUGUCUUUUUGAAAGUUACAGUAUGUGUUUUCACUUUUGUGCAGAUAACUGGAAGUAAAGCUGCAAACACUGCUUAUUACACAUUUAUGUUACCUUCUCUUUGUUUUUCCAUAUCUGGGGUUACACCUUUAAAGACUGAUAUUACGAGUCAGGACAAUUAUACAUUUUAUGAUUUUGCUGUCAUCUUAAAACUUUAUGAUCAUAACAUUAUUUAUUACCAUAAAACAGCAAAAUCUUAAAUGUCUCAGAAAAGUAGAUUAAAUAUGCUUAAAGAAAGUUCUGAUUGGCUAUUACUUGGUUAACAAAAAUUUUUAAUAUUAUAGAUACUCUGGCACUAAGCUUCUGUAGGUUUUAGGUCUUUGCAAUACUGGAAUAGAUUUCUUUCCUGUAGCUCACUAUUAACCAACUAAGUCCAUUUCUAAAAUACAAAUAAAAAGGUUAUAUAUAUAGUUCCUAUUUUAGCUUCCUUAAAAAAGGAGCAAUAUUUUUAUUUAAAAUAUUGUUUGAGCUUUGUAGAAACCUCGUUUUUCUUAGUUCUUCCCUAACCAUCUUUUUGUUGUCUGAGCACAAGAGAUUCUAUUCCUAGGUGUAUGUAUUUUUUUUUUCCACAUAUGCAGUCUUUAAAGGAUGACAAUACUUAAAAUUGGAUGGACUUGUGGCAAGCUUUUGAAUCAUACAUUUUUUGAACGAUUUUUUAAAAAGUCUACAAUUUACAUAAGUGGUAGAAUCCGCCAUUGCUCUGCUCCUUGCAUAGAGUCACCUGUUAGGUAGGUUAAAUAGUUUUAAAAUACAUACUUUCAAGACCUUUGAGAAUGCUUUAGAGUUUGGUUUGACCUAAAAGGAAAUUUUAGCAAGGAUUGAAGAAAAAAGCUAUCAGGUAUAUGUUAAGAGUGAAUCUUACUAACAUGUAAAUACUGCAAUUCAUGAAAUGUUAUUGUCAGUCUGUAACUUAAGUUUUUUGCCCUUUUUUAGUUAUGCAGGUUGGUUUGGAAAUUUUUGUUUAGACAAGUAAAAUUGUGCCCAUUUUAUGUUUCCCAUGCUUUUAUAAUCCUAAAGGUAUUAAUGUCUAGUUGUUCUGUAUUAUAACCACAUUUGCGCUCUAUGCAAGCCCUUGGAACAGAACAUACUCAUCUUCAUGUAGGACCUAUGAAAAUUGUCUAUUUUUAUCUAUAUAUUUAAAGUUUUCUAAAAUGAUAAAAGGUUAUUACGAAUUUUGUUGUACAAAAUCUGUACAAAAAUCUGUUUUUACAUCAUAAUGCAAGAAUUGGAAAUUUUUCUAUGGUAGCCUAGUUAUUUGAGCCUGGUUUCAAUGUGAGAACCACGUUUACUGUUACUGUAUUUAAUUUUCUUUUUCUUUUCAACAAUCUCCUAAUAAAACUGUCUGAAAUCUCCCAGUGACUUUAUUUACAGUUUGUCUUUAUUAAAUUUUGUGAAAUGCAUAGCAUUGAAGGAGUAUUUACUUUCUAAUGGGAAGCAUCUAAAAACAACAUAAGUCAGCUUUUUGCAGUGCUAAGGGAACAAUGCUCAAUGAUUUUAUUUAACAUGCAACUGCCUCUAUCUCUAAUAUGAAUUACUGUGGUGAAAAACAUCAUAAAAGCACACUCUGUAGUUAUUGUUUAACAAGCAGAUUUUCCAUAUUUUGUUUCUUGCUAGCUAAGCAAACUGCCCACAUAUACAUGAUUUAUUUAUGUACAUUUCUCAGUUUAUGAAGCUGUUAUUUGUACCUUUUUUCUUUAUAUUCUUAUAUUCCCAUGAUUCUUAUUUCACAAAGCUUUGUGCUGAAUAAUGUGAAGUAGAUGUGUUGAUGGAACAAAAUAUAUUAUUCCCAUAUCUAUAACAGUGUAGAUUUGUAACUCUAACUCAGUGUCUUUCUUUUUGAUCUCUAUCGUUGCAAAAAAUGCCUUUAGACACUUUGAAAUUCCAGUAUGCUUUAAUAAUAUAUAAACGUUUUAAUCAAUCCAGCAUUUGAAGAAAUAUUGGGUUGCUAUCUCUGUGAAUAUUUUAAACAUUCCCAAGAGAAUGGAAAAUAGAUCUUUUUUUUUCUGUCUAAAGGAAUUAUUUCAGUGAGCUCUUGAAAUAGUAUAUUAACAAAUUAUUAUUUUCCCAUAAUUAAAAAACUAUGUUUAUGUGACCAUUACAAACACAUUUUUGUUUUCUGUCGUAAUGUAUUCAUGUCAGUAACACUUAUUCUAGAACAUCAUAAGAUCUAUGGAUGUUCGUAGAAUUUGGUGAUAAUUUAGAUUUCUUCUUCCGUGUGUUUUCAUUGGGUCUAGCAAAUUUACACUCUACUCCAAAGCUAUUUAUUACUAGAGGAGAAUCAGUUAUAAAUAAAAGUAGUAUGGAUUGUGUUUUUAAAAUAUGAGAAAUAGAGAUGUUAAUAGAAUUCAAAUGCAUUUGUGAAUGCCAUUGUAAAAACAUUACGUGUUUCUUAUAUAUAGGGUUGGUGCUAACAUUUAUCUUUAAUAUGUACCACUUAUAUAUAGAAGCUGAAAUGAUACUCAUUUAUUCAUUUAAGCAACAUUGAUUAAUAAAGCCUCUGUUCUGCAGAAAGCAUGGUACUAGAUGUUGUAACAGCUACAUUAUGAAUAUUGAAAAUAUAGUUGUUAUGUGGAGGUUAUAACUUUAUUGGAAUGGUAAGUCUUAUUUUCAUUGAGCAUAUACUCUGUAGCGGACAUAGAGCUGUUAUUAAGUGAGCAUUGAUUUAAAGAGCUUUCUACUAGGUGUUACCAAUCUAGCAACUCAUUUUAUACAUCAACCUUCUAGAAAACAGAACAAGAUGAUUUGGGAGUCAGACAACUGUGUAGGAAUUGAGAAAAGGGAAAGAAACAUCUUCCCCCAGGAGUAGUUAUUCUUUACAUGUUAUUCGUUCAUUUAUUUCAAUCACAUCAUUUCUUCCUACCUGUGAUUGUUAACUUUAAGACGAGUAGCCUGUUUAAUCACUGAAAAAAAAUUAUCGUCAAAAACCAAUCAAUUCCUAAAACAUGCAGGCUAUUUAGCAUAGUUGUACAAUAUUCAAUUCCUAUCACCCAGCAUCUGUGUAUCUGUAGUGGAAUUAAAGGCCUAAAAUGACACAAACAUAGAGCAUAAACUCCUAAGUGCCAAAUGAGUGCUUUAGGUAAUGAGCGACAUCUAUAUUGACAACAUCAUUUACAUCUAUAGAAUAACGAGCUGGAGAUUUUGAGUGGAACUAUUGGAUCAGUUAGAACUCCCCUGGUUGUAUAUAAUGAAAACAAAUGGUUGCAAGGUUAAAAAGCUUGAGGAAUUGUUAUAAAGAUUCAGGGGGUACACAUAGAACCCCCAGACAGGAAUGCAGAUAUACCCCAGGGACCAAAGAACCUCUUCUACUUUCACCUUUCUGUUCCUCUUGAUGACUCUGCUUCUUUCACCUUCUUUCUUUUUUUACACCUACUUGUUUCUCUUGUCCGUCUCUUGACUCCUUUAUUAUUCAGGAACAUAAGAUACAGCUCACAGAAGUGGACCUCUCAUUUUCUCUUUCUUGUCCUAAGUCAGAUUCGCUGAGAGUUCUGAUUGCCUCAACUGAGACCUCAUGCCAGAAGAAUAUUUGGCAGUACAAGUAUCUGGGGAAUUUUAAAAUCUAUUACAUCUAAUUAAGUUUGAUUUGCUGUCAGUUGGGGCUCAGGUGAUUAUAAUAUGCAGCUAAGGUUGAGAACCACUGACUGGGACAAUGGCAAGUAUUACCUUGUAGAAAAUAGUUAGUGGGGGUCCUGCUGUGGUGGCAGGGAGUAGGUGGGGUGGGAAUUGGGGAUUGUGGGCUGUGCAGACACUACAGACAACUAGUAAUUUUGUAAAAUCAAAUGUUCACAAAAAGUAAUUUUAGCAUUGUAAGCUUAAUUCUGAAUUGAAUAUGAAUUUGCAGUCCUCCCACUCAGGUGCAAAAGAAAUCAGGUUUAUUUAUUUUUUUUCCUAAACAAAAUUGUUGGUAAACCUGGCCCAAGUGCCAGUUGGACAGGAAGUAAAAAAUUCUAACUCAAUCAUUAUUGAGGCUCCAUUCCUUUGAAUGUCCUAAGGUUUGUCCUCAGUCUGCAUUGUUUAGGGAGCACCUUCUACUUAUCUUGCCUUGGCUCCAAGAAGCAGCCCUAAGCCAUUGAGACCAGUCAGCCUUAAACCUCCACAGUUGCAGUAGUAAAAAUGAUACCACUGUCUGAUAUGGUUCUCAGUAUUGGUAGGGGAAGCAUUUAAAGACAAUUAUAUUAAAUGGGAAAGUAUAAAGGGAUAUGAAAGGAGAUAAGUUUUCUACGCUUUACUUGAACUGGUAGAAUGUUGGCAAUACCAGUAGACUGAUAACGUUUGUAUAUAUAAUAGUUAGAAAAAAAAAAAAAAGAA